Molecule: messenger RNA, 437 nt
Organism: Spirodela intermedia
Lineage: Eukaryota; Viridiplantae; Streptophyta; Magnoliopsida; Alismatales; Araceae
Source: the annotation of a GenBank genome assembly
AUGAAGACCACCGCACCAGUAGCACUCCUCCUGCUGACGCUCCUACUAGCCGCCGGCGCAGCCAAAGGUACCCUUGCGGUGGAAUCUCCUCGUUCUUCUAUAUUGGACGUUAUAACGAUAUGAUGUCAGCUGUUCUCUCUCAUCUGUAGGCAUUCGUAGGGGAGGAGGGACCUCAGCCGUGUUACAGAGAAACGUCCAGGUGGGUCUCCGGUUUCCGCCAUUCUUCCCUCUGAAGAUGGGAGCUCUUGAUAGAUAAGAGCGCGAGUUUUUUUUUAUCGCAGGAGGAGAGAGAAAGCCCAGCGGGAAGAGAUGAACCCUGGGAGCCGGAGAAGAAGAGGAUGAUGGCCGUGCCAGAAGGGAGAGGAGCACACGAGGAUCUGCCGGUCUUCAAUGAAGACUACUACGGCCCCAGGAACCACAACCCUAAGCACCAUUAA